Phalacrocorax carbo (great cormorant) is the source of this 4587-nucleotide messenger RNA. NCBI's taxonomy places the organism in Eukaryota, Metazoa, Chordata, Aves, Suliformes, Phalacrocoracidae. The record is from RefSeq and is a predicted model, not a curated record.
ACCUGCCCAUCCCCUUCCGUCGCCGCCUCCUCACGCCCUUCCCGCCGCUACUGAGGGAGCGAGCGCGCAUCCGCCGCUAGCGCGUGCAGUCACCGCACGCGCCUAUCCACCCACCCCGCUGCUUUCCUCCUCCCCCUCCCGCCGCGGCGGCGCGCGCGCCCGCCCGCCCUCGCGCCCCUUGUCUCUCCCACCCGGCGGCGGCGCUGACAGGGACGGAGACCGGGACGGCGUUCGCCGCGGGGCUGCCGCGCCUGGCACGACAUAGGAGAAACUCAUCGAUUUCAAAAUGUCAUCAGUCAAACGCUUAGUUUAUGCAGUUAUCCAUUUCUUGAGAGAGCAGAGUCAGAUGGAUACUUUCACUCCAGAUGAACAAGAAAGCUUGGAAGUUGCAAUUCAGUGUCUGGAGACUGUGUUCAAAAUUAACCUGGAAGAUACUCAUCUUGCACCUCCACAGCAUUUGAUAGAAAUGUUCACAAAUUCUUUUCACAAGAAUGACAUGCUGCCUCUCUCAGAUUCUUUACCAGAGGAUGUUGAAAAGGCUGACCAACUGAAGGAUGAAGGUAAUAAUCAUAUGAAAGAAGAAAAUUAUGGUGCUGCAGUGGAUUGUUAUACUAGGGCUAUAGAACUGGAUCCAAACAAUGCAGUCUAUUACUGCAACAGGGCUGCUGCCCAAAGUAAGCUCAACAAGUACAGUGAAGCAAUAAAGGAUUGUGAGAGAGCCAUAGCAAUAGAUCCGAAGUACAGCAAAGCAUAUGGGAGAAUGGGGAUUUCUUUAUUCCACAUUAGGUUGGCUCUGACCUCAGUGAAUAAAUAUGAAGAAGCAGUUACCAGUUACCAAAAAGCACUGGAUCUUGAUCCAGAGAAUGACUCUUAUAAGUCAAAUUUGAAAAUAGCAGAACAGAAACUGAGAGACAUGUCCAGUCCUACUGGAACUGGACUGAGUUUUGACAUGGCGAGCUUGAUAAACAAUCCUGCCUUCAUUAGUAUGGCGGCAAGCUUAAUGCAGAAUCCUCAAGUUCAACAAUUGAUGUCGGGGAUGAUGUCAAACGCCAUUGGUGGCCCUGCUGCGGGUGUUGGUGGCCUGUCGGAUUUGUCUAGCCUGAUCCAUGCGGGGCAGCAGUUUGCACAACAGAUACAGCAGCAAAAUCCAGAGCUCAUAGAGCAACUGAGAAAUCACGUCCGGAGCAGAUCUUUCAGUGGCAGCACUGAAGAGCAUUCCUGACUUAAAGGAGGCAUGUGAAUUGGAACGGUAUAUAACCCCAAAAUGCAUACCAUAGUUAGUAGCAAAAGCACCAUUGUAACUCUUCUGCUUGAAUAGAAGACAGAAAAUUCUUUAUGCGUGUUUGCAAACAAGAAUAAAUCUGUUAAACAGAUCUAUUGCACAUAACUUGGAACAUAUAAUUUAUGCAUAGUUAUUCUUUUGAAAAUUAAUACACUAAAUAGGUGGUUUAUUAAAAUCUCUAAGUACAAGUCAUUCUCAGUAUGUGCAUUAGAUUGAUCUCCAGGGCUACUGAGUGGGGAGGAGUUUUGUAGUGGGCUGGUCUUGCGUAACAGCCUAAUUCUGAAGUCCUAGUGUAAAGGGCACAUAAUUCUUCUGGGGAAAAUCGUUAUGGCUGUACUCCCUGUCAAAGAGAGAAACAACAGGCCCAUCUGAUGUGCCCUUUUAUAAUAACCAAAAGUCAGUGAUAUAGAGUGUACUUAAAACUAAUUAAUGCUUGAAAAGUCAGUUUCUUUGAGACUGCAGAAGGGCUGUCGUUACUGAUGUGAAUUAUUUUUUCAACUUUUUGGGGCAGGAGGGAGGGAAGUUAUUGCAUAUGAAGGAGCCCCACAAAUGACAGAGAAAGAGAAGGCACUAAUCCUGUGUAGUGUAAUACACAGCAAACAAAAUGGAACUUGGCUUAGGAAAAAAGAGAGCAUUAAGUUUUAGGCUUUUCUACUGCCAUGUAUACCCUCAAAUCAUAAUGGUAGCCCUGAAGGUCAGCAUUAUGGCACUAUUUUCCUAGGUAUGGCAAACUGUAUUACAUUCCAUAUGUAUGCAGUAUUUAACAGAAGCUUAAAAUUCUGAACUGUAAUAAGCUAAAAAAAAUAUAGUCACAGGAUCUAAGUAACUAGUACUGAAAACUUGUCAAAAACUAACUGCCUCAGAAGGAUUCUCUUUCUAUUCUUGUGUGGUAAAUCACUGGCUUAAACAAUUAAGGGUGUUGGUUUUUUUAAGUUUCACUACAUAUCUCUAUCUCAAGUCCUGGUGUUAUGGCCAAGUUGAAGAUUUUUCCACUUUAGUACUUCUGCUCCUACCCUGGCUGUUCUUGCUCAGUUAAUCUUACCCCUUCACAGACCACUGCUUUUCUCUAUUUUUAUUAUGUUAACUUUUUAAAUUCUGCUUAACUGUUCACACUGCUUUCUGGUUCAAGGUACACUUAUUUUCACUCCAGGGAGGUUCUCGCCACUCACACUUCUCUCUUUAUGUAUCCAAACUAAUUUGAUGAGCCUGCUUUGAUUCCUACAACAAAGUGUUCCCUGCUGGCCACUUAGACUGGAGGAGGUAUGUGGAAGAGUAACACUAGACUCCCAAGUGGAGAAAUACAUAGGAACUCAUGGAUUCAAGACAUUUUUUCUCAUUCAACUUGUGGUCAAAAAAGAACCACUUCUAGUAGAAGCAAAUGCAAAAUUUGGAGCUAAGUCAUGUACUUGACUUUAACAAAUGCUUAUUGUGCAUCUAUUGUAUGAGUCUUUCCUUACUAAAACGUGGGAAAAUGGAGCUGUAUCCAAGGAGAAAUGAAAAGAAUUGGAGAAAAAACAACAGUAUGAAAUCUAUAUUACCAACAGUUGAGCAGAGAGGUAAAGCUUAGCAGAACAACUUCAAGAACUUUAAGACAUUUCAUACUUUAUUCAGUAGGGCUUGCCUGUACAGAGUGUUAAAAUCCUUUUAAAAAUUCUCUCUGUAAGUUGCUGUAGCUGCCUUGUUGAGGAUGUAGAGAUACUUAAAUCUUUAAAUACAUUUCCAAGUAACAGCUUCUGACUUAACAUCUUCGUGACGAAGAAAAUCCCUAACAGGAUCUUUUUUCGGAGGUAAUCCAGAUCCUGACUCUAAUCCAUGCAAGAAAAUUGCUACUUAAGUUCAGUUACAUUUAAUAGGACAGGAUACCAUUUAUGAGAAAUAUGGGUGGAUGCUGUAGGUGGGCUACAGGUCCUGUAAAAACUUUGCUUGGAGUAGCAUGCUGUAUCAGGAGAGAAGCACUGCUCCAGUGUAUUUCCUGUUAAACUUCAUGGUUCUUAGUUCUCUUUCAUAUUUCCAACUGCUCAAAGUGAGUUUUACAAACUUACGUAAGGGGAACCAACAAAUCCAGAGUGACUGGACAGCACUGCAACCUCUCUCACAUUCAAUUUAUCCUUACUUUGUGACAGCAGUCUUCAUACAGUCAGUUACCCUUCUACUGUAAGACAGAAACCGUGUCAAGAGUGUCUUAUGCAUUCCUUCAGAGCUACAAAAUACAAUAAUAUUCAAAGACAGGCUGGCUGUAGAAGUUGUACCGUCAAGAACAAGCCCCAUCUAGGGCUGGAUUUAUGGGGAGAACUAUCCCCAAGAUUAAAUGGAAUGAAGCAGUGGUUAGUUUUCUGAAAACUACUAUUGAAGUCAUCUUUAGAGUGGUAACUUUCAUUUCACAUAUUACGAUAUUGACAUGUUUAGAUUUUACUCCAGUAUAGAUAAUAUAUAAGCAGAGUAUUUAUUAAAACAUUGAUGGCAUUAGCUAACUCUUUAGGAAUGUGCUACAACUGGCACAAUAUGUAACUUGUAAACAUUCUUUGUUUCUUGUAUAUUAAGAGAAAGGGCUUUCUAGCCUAAAAACAACACAAAACCACAAACCAGUGAAACCAGUAACAGGAGCUGUCAUUACAUGCUUUUUCCAUUGAACCCAGGAACAGAGCGAUCGUCUAUGCUAAAGUCUAUUUUGCCUUGAAUAGGCUAGAUUGUUUCAUGGAAUCAUGUAAUACAUCUUGAUCACAGGGUGAGGAAGGACUCUUCCUGUUUAAUAACUGCACUUUACUUUCCACUAAAAUUUUUCAUCCUGCUAGAUCAAAUGGUAAACCACAAUCCCCAUAAAUACUGAUUUAAUUUAGGGUCCAUUGCAGUUUAUCAUUCAGCUGAGCAAAUAUGCAUUUAACACCUAAUUGGUUUUGUAUCACUACUGUUCCAUUAGCAUCGAAGUGUGAUAAUUGUUAAGAAAAUAUUUUGCACUCAAAUUGUAAACUCCUGUAACCUGCUUGCAUGGAAUUCUAUUCUUCUAACUAUGCCUGAUGAUAAAGACACCUAAUGAAAUAUUCAGCUUAGAAGUGUUUCAGUUGCACUUUUGGUUUUGUAAGAAGUACAAAGUAAAAUCACUCAUGCAUACUGAGAAAGAGCCAAGUCUGCAGCUUUGGAUUCAUGCACAGUUUCAGGCCUACAGAACAUCAUACUGGCAACAUGCAACUUGUCUACCAUUUUUGUAUCUCUACCUCUUAUUACCAUACGGUUAUAUCUCCCUUAACCUGUGUCAGUUUAACUUGAAAACAGAUUAUAAAUAAAGUUAUUUACAUUUUUUGUCUGGA